Saccostrea echinata is the source of this 1984-nucleotide messenger RNA. Its product is annotated as tyrosine-protein kinase receptor UFO-like. NCBI's taxonomy places the organism in Eukaryota, Metazoa, Mollusca, Bivalvia, Ostreida, Ostreidae. The transcript is spliced from 15 exons. Gene Ontology annotation, cellular component: signaling receptor complex. The record is from RefSeq and is a predicted model, not a curated record. Gene Ontology annotation, biological process: cell surface receptor protein tyrosine kinase signaling pathway; positive regulation of kinase activity; protein phosphorylation. Gene Ontology annotation, molecular function: ATP binding; transmembrane receptor protein tyrosine kinase activity. The coding region runs from base 1 to 1914 and encodes 637 amino acids.
AUGCAUGCAGAUGAAAAGGACUCAUUUAACAUGUUUAAAAAGAUGAAGGCAUUUGGAAGAAUCAAAGAAGAAUUUGUUGGUGUUAUAAUGAUCAAGGCCAAACCACUAGGAUUUUACCACAAUGUUACCCACGAGCUGGAACUAGGAAACCCACCUUACAAACAUAAUUUGGAACAGUCAUUUGCUUUUGGUGGAUCCACCAAACUGCCCACUAUAGAUAAUUACACGGAUAAUGUUGACAGUAUAUCAUUCAAGUAUUCUUGUGUAUUCCUGUUUGUAUUUUUGGUGGAUCCACCAAGUAUUUUUUUUGGUGGUUCCUCCACUCAGUUUCUCUCAAUGGGUUGUUUCAGUGUCUUAACACUGGUGGAUUCACCAACGUCGUUUUUUAAGUAUCGUCAUUAUCAAAAUGGUGGUUUGAACUUCGAACUCUUUGGUGACGGAUUUGUUGCAGAGAUAGAGGAAAUGACAGUUAUUUCUCCUUUUACCAAAUAUAUGAAAAAUCUCUGUCACAGGAAAAGUUCGAGUCUUAUACUUUGUAAAUUCCCCCCUUUGUCACCAAGAGCAUUAAGAGGGAAUACAAUAGAUUCGUUUAGCUUAACUCUACAGUUCGAUGAUUUUACGUACAUAUUACCAAACAAAGUUGAUUAUAAGAGGGAUCCCACAUUCAACCCCCUAAACAACAAUAAAACGUUUGUCUUUGAUCCCGCAGCCGGAGACAAUACAAUAGUCAUCACGGUGCACCUGGGAUUUCUUACCACUGUUAUUGGGUCUCUGCAGUAUCCUACCAAAAGAACCAGUCAUUUUCAGUAUGAAGUAAUAGCUUUUGUUUCCGUCCCUGCAAUCGUUGUUGGUCUUGUUUUGAUGGCUUGCCUAUAUCGAAGAAGAAACAGGAGAGAGUUAGAGACAUUUGAUAAUCAGGAAAUCAAUUUAGGAUACGAAAUGCUGCUAACUUCUCCUACAAAUUAUAGACGUGGAGUUAGUGAAAGCAUUAUGGUUGUGCUUAAGGAUAAACACUUACUUAUUUCGUCAGACGAUCUACAUCUUGGGGAUGUUGUUGGUCAAGGAAACUUUGGAAUUGUAUACGAGGGAACUCUAAAAUGUGGAAACACCAUGGAGAAAGUUGCAGUCAAAACGUUGCAUAAACGCAAUCCAAGGAAAAUUGACAUCGAUGAGUUCAUUAAUGAGGCCUUACAGAUGUUUAAUUUUCAGCACGAAAAUGUAAUGCCACUAACAGGAAUUUGUCUGUCUUUAGACGAAAUGCCACUUAUUGUUCUACCUUUUAUGCAACAUGGGAAUCUUCUGACAUUUAUCAUGAAAACUGACAGGGUGCUGACUCUCAUUCGUUUACUGCAGUUUGGCCUUGACAUUGCCAAAGGAAUGCUGUAUAUAUCAACUAAAUGCAUAGUUCACCGUGAUUUAGCUGCAAGAAACUGCUUGCUGGAUGAAAAUGAAGUCGCCAUUGUGUCUGACUUUGUAUUAUCACGUGAUAUCUAUGAAAAAGAUUACUACACCAGCAGUAAUCAGAAAUGUAAACUUCCGGUUAAAUGGAUGGCACCAGAAAGUCUAGAGAAAGGCAUCUAUAACACACAAUCGGAUGUGUGGUCUUAUGGUGUAGUGCUUUGGGAGCUUUUGACAAGAGGAAGUAAGCCAUACCCGGAAGUUGACGGUUGGGAUAUGCUUAAAUAUUUAAAGUCAAACCGUAGACUACAUAAACCGUUGUACUGUCCGGAUGUUGUGUACAGACUUACGGAAAAGUGUUGGGCACUAGACCCUUGUAAUCGACCUACUUUCUCAGACAUCGUGGAAGAGCUUACUAGUCUGAUUGCAACAAGAGAUCAGCAUUUCUCGAAAGAAAAUACUUUCGAAAAUAUAGAGGAUAUAAACAUCAGCACAGAAGUAGAUUUUGAUUGUUGAACAAUUUCAAAGAGGAAAAUUUUGCAAUACAGACUUUGUGCAUAUUUAUGUUGAUAAAAAUUUUAUAAAG